Salvelinus fontinalis (brook trout) is the source of this 3761-nucleotide messenger RNA. It is a transcript of the gene ddias, whose product is annotated as DNA damage-induced apoptosis suppressor. The record is from RefSeq and is a predicted model, not a curated record. The transcript is spliced from 4 exons. Gene Ontology annotation, biological process: negative regulation of intrinsic apoptotic signaling pathway in response to DNA damage. Gene Ontology annotation, cellular component: nucleus; cytoplasm. Lineage: Eukaryota; Metazoa; Chordata; Actinopteri; Salmoniformes; Salmonidae. The coding region runs from base 298 to 3381 and encodes 1027 amino acids.
CCGCUGAGCGAUUUCGACGCAUGCGUUGGAGCUACGGUAUCAACCCUAAAGUCACUAUUUGAAAGUUGGCGGUCGUACACGGUGCACUCAAAUGUCUGCUAUGAAUUUGAGUUAAUUAACAAAAAUCUAGUAGAUAUUGUACAUGUUUUAUAUACAAAGGGUAUAGCUGUCGAGAGAGGCAAGAAAGCAGAUCAACCAAGCACACGUAAUCGUAGGCUUGCUAGCUACCGGUAGCCAGUUAGCUGCUAGUCAUACACAUUUAGCUAAGUUCGUUAUUUCUGGAGAAGCAGCCCGCUAAUGUCCGUGAGAAGGGCUCUGGUGGACUGUGUUGUGUUGUCUCUUCAGGACUCGUGUGUGUUAUACCCUUGUUGUAGAGGAUGCUUCUCCAGGAUGCAACAGACGGACACGGCCAGAUGGCACUGCUCCAGGUCUUGCUACAGCUGUCUGGAGCCACACCUGGACUACAGGUAUCGCCUGUCUCUAAGGGUAACCAGAGACAACACCAUAUUUGGGGUGACUGUGUUCGGGAGCUGUCUCAACCCCCUCUUUGGAGCCCCUGCCACCGACCUUCACAGGCUGGUGGAGGAGUCUUCCGGUCCGGUGGGAGGUGAAGGUCAGAGGUCAGGAUGUCAAAGCAAGCUGCUGGUUAAGGCUGUAGAGGACUGCUUCAUUGGAAGACAUUUUGUUUUUGGGAUCAAGAUAUCUGGCCCCAGCCCUUACAGGAGAGAGACAGGCCAGUUCAUCGCCAGUCAGAUCUCUCUGCCCCUGGCCUCGGUUCCAGGCUGCUCUGUAGUCAGUUACUACAGAACCCUCCUACAGCAAGCUGCUCUCUGCACUGACUGGACUACUGAUCCUAGACCAGCCUCCAAGAGCCUCCUACAACAGGCCUCUGUCUGUAGAACUGAUCCUAGACCAGCCUCCAAGAGCCUCCUACAACAGGCCUCUGUCUGUAGAACUGAUCCUAGACCAGCCUCCAAGAGCCUCCUACAACAGGCCUCUGUCUGUAGAACUGAUCCUAGACCAGCCUCCAAGAGCCUCCUACAACAGGCCUCUGUCUGUAGAACUGAUCCUAGACCAGCCUCCAAGAGCCUCCUACAACAGGCCUCUGUCUGUAGAACUGAUCCUAGACCAGCCUCCAAGAGCCUCCUACAACAAGCCUCUGUCUGUAGAACUGAUCCUAGACCAGCCUCCAAGAGCCUCCUACAACAGGCCUCUGUCUGUAGAACUGAUCCUAGACCAGCCUCCAUGAGCCUCCUACAACAGGCCUCUGUCUGUAGAACUGAUCCUAGACCAGCUCCCCAGCCCAGCGCUGACACCAGUACAGCUCCUCUCCUGCUCCACCCUUCUCCUCUCCACAGCUUCGACUCUACUCUGCCCUCCUGUGGCCGAUCCAUGUCACUGCAUUGCACCAUAACCCUCACCCCAACCCCGACCUACAUACACACAGCACCCUGGCAACAGUCUCCGGGGGUGAUCACGUCGUCUGCAGAACAGGAGGAAGAGGAGGGGGGGAGAGAGGAUAAAGGACUGAGUCAUGGGGAGGGAGGACACAGUAGCCAGGGGGAGGGGGGACACUGUAGGAACAGCUACUGGGAUGUUCUGUCCUCUUUCUGUGAAGGCUCUGACUCCUCUGUUCACCCCCCUGCCUCUCUCACGUGGACCGCUCCAACUCAGCCUGGCCAUAUACGGACUGCACCGUCCAGCCUCAGGAAGAGGGGUGUUUCAGACACGGAGGAGGAGUACAGGUCAGUGUGUGAACAAACCUGUCGAUCUGACUUUGUGGCCUGGGAAGACCUGCCCUUCUCUGAGUGUCUGGGGGAGUUUGUCUGUGAUCCUGCAGACACAGAGACACCAACUGACCAUCAUGCCCAGACCAGCCCUGUGGGGGGAAACUUGUCCACUACGCUGACAGACACAGAGUCAAGCUCCACACCACACAGCAGUCUACUGGACAUUACUAAUGUUGGACAGCUGACCCAUGGAGGUCUCAGCCCUCGGUCACCCGGACACACAGCUGACCUGGAGGAGGAGUAUAACUGUUCAGCAGACCUCUUCCACUGCUCUCAGACCAGCAUCAACACACACACACCCCACACGGACUCACACACACCCCACACGGACUCACACACACCCAGCACGGACUCACACACACCCAGCACGGACUCACACACACCCCACACGGACUCACACACACCCCACACGGACUCACACACACCCCACACGGACUCACACACACCCCACACGGACUCACACACACCCCACACGGACUCACACACACCCCACACGGACUCACACACACCCCACACGGACUCACACAUGGACACCCCUUCAGAGUGUUGUGACUGUGUCCCUUUGUCCCAGUCCACCCCCAUCAUCUGUAAAACGGCUCGACCACGUACACUGCAGAUCAGAGCCCGGCGACACACACCCAGCAACACACACACACCUAAAGGACUCACACACACCAAGAGACCCAGACCCAGCAACACACACACACAUAAAGGACUCACACACACCAAGAGACCCAGACAGCCAGAGCCCAGAGAUCAUGUACUAGCUCUGCAGUGUCAGAGGUUAACGAGAAGAGCUCUGAAGAGAACCUCUGGGGGGAGAAGGACCGGUCGUGUGAGAGUAUGUGAUGACAACAGUGAGAUGGUGAUCUCUGCCACUCAAAGACCCUGGUGCUCCAGAAGGACAGACAGACAGCAGGCUGGGGGAGAGCGAGAGAACAGCGGGAGGACCACUGGGGGAGAGCGAGAGAACAGCGGGAGGACCACUGGGGGAGAGCGAGAGAACAGAGGGAGGACCACUGGGGGAGAGCGAGAGAACAGAGGGAGGACCACUGGGGUAGAGCGAGAGAACAGAGGGAGGACCACUGGGGUAGAGCGAGAGAACAGAGGGAGGACCACUGGGGGAGAGCGAGAGAACAGCGGGAGGACCACUGGGGGAGAGCGAGAGAACAGAGGGAGGACCACUGGGGGAGAGCGAGAGAACAGCGGGAGGACCACUGGCGGAGAGCGAGAGAACAGAGGGAGGACCACUGGGGGAGAGCGAGAGAACAGAGGGAGGACCACUGGGGGAGAGCGAGAGAACAGAGGGAGGACCACUGGGGUAGAGCGAGAGAACAGAGGGAGGACCACUGGGGGAGAGCGAGAGAACAGCGGGAGGACCACUGGGGGAGAGCGAGAGAACAGAGGGAGGACCACUGGGGGAGAGCGAGAGAACAGGAGAUCUACACAUAUUCACCAGACACUGAGAGAGGGACAGACAGAGGGUUUAGCCAACCAGCAGCUCGAAGACAGCAGGUCUGUUAGCCCCUCCCUCCGCGAGGAGAAUGAAGCGUGUGAUUGGUCCAGAGACCUGUUUACUGACUCUUUCUGAGGGCUCAUUCCUCCCCUUUCUCCAUGACGUGUGUCCUGAUUCACUCCUCGUCAAGGAUGUAAAAGAAUUGGAUCGAUUUAUGAAACAUGCAAUGUGACUAUAAUAAAAUGGAGGAAAAAUGUAAUAUGAAUUUCAUAUGUCUAGUCUAAAGCCUUUUAGUUUUUUUUUACAUUGUUCCAAAGCAUUGUACCUGAACCAAAGGACAGUUCACUGUCCUUGUCUACAUUUCAAGUGUACCAAUGGCUGUGUGAAGUUCUGUUCGCACAAGGACAAUAAAAUAAAAUCUUGUAGAAUUGUAUCGAAGAGAAAGAGCGAGUCUCAACUCGACUGAAAAACUGUCAUGUGGUGUUUGUUGUCAUUUCGCCCCCCCCCCCCCCCCC